UGAGCGAGAGAGCGACAGCGCUGUGCUGGCUGAGGUCUCCGAGAGGCUCGCCAUGGCUGGCCCGCAGCAGCAGCCCCCUUACCUGCACCUGGCAGAGCUGACGGCGUCCCAGUUCCUGGAAAUCUGGAAGCACUUUGACGCAGACGGCAAUGGGUACAUAGAAGGUAAAGAGCUGGAAAACUUUUUCCAAGAAUUGGAGAAGGCAAGAAAAGGCUCUGGCAUGGUGUCAAAGAGUGACAACCUUGGGGAGAAGAUGAAAGAGUUCAUGCAGAAGUAUGACAAGAACUCAGAUGGGAAGAUCGAGAUGGCAGAGCUGGCGCAGAUCCUGCCAACAGAGGAGAACUUCCUCCUGUGCUUCCGGCAGCAUGUGGGCUCCAGCGCAGAGUUCAUGGAGGCUUGGAGGAAGUAUGACACAGACCGAAGUGGCUACAUUGAAGCCAAUGAGCUCAAGGGAUUCCUGUCUGAUCUGCUGAAGAAGGCCAACCGGCCAUAUGAUGAGCCUAAACUCCAGGAAUAUACCCAAACCAUACUGCGCAUGUUUGACUUAAACGGGGAUGGCAAAUUGGGCCUCUCAGAGAUGUCUCGACUCUUGCCGGUACAGGAAAACUUCCUGCUUAAAUUUCAGGGCAUGAAGUUGACCUCAGAGGAGUUCAAUGCCAUCUUUACAUUUUAUGACAAGGAUGGAAGUGGCUACAUUGAUGAGAAUGAACUGGAUGCGCUUUUGAAGGAUCUCUAUGAGAAGAACAAGAAGGAAAUGAAUAUCCAGCAGCUCACCAACUACAGAAAGAGUGUCAUGUCCUUGGCUGAGGCAGGCAAGCUCUACCGGAAGGACCUGGAGAUCGUGCUGUGCAGCGAGCCGCUCAUGUAAAUGGAGGGACAAGGGCUCCUCCACCUCUCCCAAACCCUUCCCUUGCAGCCCUGAUACCUCUCCCCAGACCCAGAGAUCAUGGGUGCCCCUCCCACCACCCCUGCAACUUGCUCACCAGCCU
This is a messenger RNA of Octodon degus (degu), 989 nucleotides long. RefSeq names its product calbindin 2 (gene Calb2). The record is from RefSeq and is a predicted model, not a curated record. Gene Ontology annotation, biological process: regulation of presynaptic cytosolic calcium ion concentration; regulation of long-term synaptic potentiation. NCBI's taxonomy places the organism in Eukaryota, Metazoa, Chordata, Mammalia, Rodentia, Octodontidae. The transcript is spliced from 11 exons. Gene Ontology annotation, molecular function: calcium ion binding. Bases 53 to 868 code for a protein of 271 amino acids. Gene Ontology annotation, cellular component: nucleus; synapse; dendrite.